Messenger RNA from Anoplopoma fimbria (sablefish), 576 nucleotides. Its product is annotated as heme-binding protein 1-like. Bases 1 to 576 code for a protein of 191 amino acids. NCBI's taxonomy places the organism in Eukaryota, Metazoa, Chordata, Actinopteri, Perciformes, Anoplopomatidae. The transcript is spliced from 4 exons. The record is from RefSeq and is a predicted model, not a curated record.
AUGUUCGGCAUGCUCAAGAACUCGCUGUUCGGAAACACCGAGGAGACGGAAUAUAAGAUGCUCAGCAGUGAAACGAAGGAUGGAGUUAGCUUUGAGGUGCGGCGGUACGAUGGGGCCAAAUACGCUGUGGUCGCGUCUGAGGGACGAUCCUUUGACCAAGUGACGGGGGAGCUGGUGAGGAAGCUGCUCAUGUACAUCGGCGGGAGCAACGAACAAGGUGAGGCCAUUGGUACAGCAGCCCCCAUCAUCAUCACGGUGUACCCACGGAAUGACGGAGUUCUGUCUCGCCGCUUGGUGGUUGCCAUCCGCAUCCCGUCCAGCUACCAAAUAAGCCCCCCGACUCCCACAGACAGUGCCAUCAGGAUCGAGGAUCGGCCCGGCAUGACAGUCUACACUCUGCAGUUUGGAGGCUUUGCGGGGGAGACUGAGUACCGAGCAGAGGCCUUGCGUUUGACACGCACGCUGGGCGAGACGGCCCCCUUUCAGCGCAAGCAGUACUUCUGCUGCAGUUACGACCCACCGCUCAAGCCUUACGGACGCCGCAAUGAGGUGUGGUUUCUACAGGAAGAGCCGUAG